Vitrella brassicaformis is the source of this 2063-nucleotide messenger RNA. The record is from the annotation of a GenBank genome assembly. NCBI's taxonomy places the organism in Eukaryota, Vitrellaceae.
UUACUUACCGCAGAUCUCUUGUGAGAGUGCCGCGGUGGACCUGAGCGCGUGGCCACAUGCGUUCUUGAUCUUGCCGUACUUGUCGACAAACACCGCCCCGAUGCUCACAUUGGAGGUGGCCCCCUCGUCCGUCUCGGUGUCCAUCUCCUCGCUCUCCACCUGCUGUGCCACCCUCUCGGUCCAGCUGAUGCCGUGCGCAUCUACACGCAGCGGCACGUCACUGCCCGCACCCGUAGCCGUGGAUGUCAGGUCGGUGGCGACGGCAUCGAUGGCCCUGAGGCCUUCGCUGCCCAGGAGCUCCUUCAUCGGCGCGAGCAGGGAGGGGUCGCCCAGACGGAAUAUCCGCACCAGCAGCAGACCUGAGAAAAGAAGAACGGCAUGAGCGUGUGUCUGUGUGGGUGUGGGUGUGUCAGUGGGCCUGUUGCUUACUGCUGAAUUCUUCGGCGAGGAACCAGUCGGGAAGCUGUGCCCUCGGCCCUAGUUGUUUGAUGAACAUGGCCGCGCCGUGGAGCACCGCAGCCACCAGGUCCAUCGACGGGUGGCGCAUCAGACGGACCACACCAUGCCGCCACAGCACGGCAAUCGUGUGGGCGGGGAGCCUCUGCAGCAGAACGUCGCCUGACGUCUCCAGGAACUCACUCACGAUGUACGCCACCUGCAUCGCCACCUCGUGCAUCUGACAGACACGUCACACCCAACCACACGACAACACAACACAUAAUGAUCGACCACCACUGAGUGUGCCUGUCUCUCCAUGAGUGUACCGUACCUCAGCUGUGUAUGGUGCGGGUGGCGGUGGCGGCAGCGCAGCGUGUGCGAGCCCGGCGAUCUUGAUGGUGAGUCGGUUGAGGUGCUCGAGGCCCAUGUCGUUGGCAGGCCGGUUUUUGUUCUUCCGCCGGCCGACCUCGCUUGCCAAUGUCGAGAACGUCUGCAGCGCUGUCUGGGAGACGCAAACAAACGCAGCAGAUCAGAGAGGAUGUGGCGUCAUGGUGCAUGGGGGCACACACGUACCUUCCUGCACGCGUCUGACUUGCCGAGGUUGGACGAGAGGAACUCAUCCACCUGCAGCUCGACCAGCCGACUCACCGACACCACCUGGGACAGAUCCCUGACGCAUCCACAUCACACAUAACACACCAUUACACGCGUGGGGGCGUGCCCUUCUCAGCCUUGUCUCACUUACCUGAAGACCUCCAGUGCCGCCCUUAGCAGUGCCUCGCCGCCCUCUUGCCCCAGUGAGGUCAGGUACCCCCCGAUGGUGUUGAAUAUGUCGUUGCAUGCCUGCUGCAGUCCGCUGACGAUCUCCAGCCGCCGCCGCUGGGGCAGACCACGGGUCGACUCAUCACUGCACUCCUGAGCCAACUCGCGAAUCACACCCAUCACGAUACUCGCGUGGGCGGCACUCGUGCGACCUGCACACAGGCAGACAAAGAUGAAGACAGACAAACAGGCAGGUUGUUUGUUUGUCUGUUCGUGGCGCUGACCGGCAUUGAGAAGGCUCGGCAUCAGCUCCUGCCAGCACUGGGGCCACUCCCGCCGCGCCACCUCGGCUAAGGCCACUGCACACUUUUGCCGCACAAUGGGCGAUCGAAGACGGUCGGCCGGCAGCUGAGUGGGGUAGGACAGCAGCACCGCCUUGACCGAUGCCCUCUGCUCCGGCGUCCACCUCUGCCAUUGCCUGCUGAUGGCCUCGCGGAACAGCGUGUGGCCAAAGAACUGCACCCGCUCGAGCAGGGCGGCAUCGAGCUGGCUGCCGUCGUGUGUGACGAGUCUGUGGGCGAUCUCACAGGCGCUAGGGUGGUCAUAGAGUGAGGUGCAGUGCUGCUCGGCAACGACGCGGUCAGCAUGCGAGACGUUGGGCUGGCCGGAGACCCUCAACGCUUCGAUAACCGACCGCACGCUGGCAUCCAUGGCCGCUGGAUCUCCAGAUCAGAGCAGUAAAGGAUGAGAGCGCCGCAGAGCCGUCCGUCGAGGCAGAUCACGCCUUCAGCUCAUGCAUGUAAGUCUGCAGAUGGUCGCCAUGACUCCAAACCCUUAAGGCCACACCAACCAUGCGCCAAAAG